GCUGGAGGUGACAGGCUCUGGCUCGCAGCGGCAGUUUGUGCGUUGUGGUUGCGUGGAAACUGAGCGGUCGGUCCGGAGGAGCGGAGGUGAGGGCAGGGCGAGGCGAGGCGAGACGCUGGAGCGGCUCUGAGGGACCACAGCCCGGGGGGAGCACAGCGGGGGGCAGGGGCAGCAGAACAGCCCCAACUUUCCUCCAGAAGCCAUGAGGAGCCGCGCAGGAAACAGCUGUGCAAAACCCGACUUCCUGUCUGGCAGAUGUUUGGUACCUCAGAAAGGCAGAGAGCAGAGAAAACAGAAAGGGAAGGCACAGAAGCAGACAGGAGAAGACGGAGAAAAAAGGCUGAGAUAGAGACGGGCAGAGAGAAAUCCCUAUUGCUUACAGCAAUUAGAGCAGCUAACCUCCAUCUGUGCAUGAAAUAACACACUCCAGCUCGCAGGACAUUUCAGCCAUCAAUCAGCAGCUUGUUAUUCCGCGUGUGUGCGCGCUUGGUGGUCAUAGGUUGGCAUCCCCAUCCUCAUCCUCCCCCCAAGGUGGCGCUCUAAAGGGAGUAUGCUCUCCAUCAUCUCACCAUGCCGCUGUCGUCCUACUGGUUGCUCCGGCACUCCGUGGUCAUGUGCUUGUUGCUCCACAGCUUGGUGCUGAUGACACUGUGCUUCCACCAUGCGGCCACGUCCUGCUCGAAGCGUUGCUACUGCUCCGAAAGCGAGGGUCCCUUCGGGGGCAAGACCAUGCGCUGCAGCAACUUGCGCCUCACCGAAAUCCCGCAAGACAUCCCCAACGACACACGGCGCCUCUACCUGGACUACAACCUGCUGACCAGCAUCCCUGCCAAUGCCUUCCAGGACCUCCCUCUGCUGGCCGAGCUCGAUCUGUCCCACAACGAGCUGGCUCUCCUCGAGUCUGGAGCUUUCCGAGGCCUGGGCGCAUCCCUGCAAUUCCUGGACCUAUCCUCCAACCAGCUGACUACACUGGACCCUGAAGCUUUCGAAGGUUUGAAGGCUCGAUCUAAUCUGACGGGCAACCCCUGGCACUGUGACUGCCGACUACAGACAGCCCUUCCACGCCUUGACUUGGAGCCUGUGUCUCUGACAGGCAUUGUUUGUCAGACUUCAGAACCUGAGGACUCCGGUGCCCAAGGUGUGCCCUUCCUGCUGGCCAAAGACCUGGACCUGUGUGUGGUGCUUAAAAAGACCACCGACGUGGCCAUGCUAGUGACCAUGUUUGGCUGGUUCACAAUGGUCAUCUCCUACCUGGUGUACUAUGUGAGACACAACCAGGAGGAUGCCAGGCGCCACCUGGAGUAUCUCAAGUCUCUGCCCAGCAGGCAGGGCAAGUCUGAGGAGUCUUCCACCAUUAGCACAGUGGUUUGACAGCAGACCACAUGCUGAACACUAAUGGCGGAAGCUCCUCAGGCACCCAAAGGGCAAUGGGCACACUCAGCAAAUAGGGUCACUAGGCAGCAGCAGAGUCUGGCCUGGUAGGGCCUCCAACCAGAAAGCAGAUUAAUGUCUGUGGAAAGGGCAUGUCUGGUGGCCUGCUGAUGCUCAACAACACACCCUCCCAGGUUCAGUUCAGCUUUGCAAAUCAGCCAGAGUAACCAGGCUCAGCGACUGCUGAACAAGAAAAGGAGACCUAGCAGCCAAUGAACAACUCCUACUGCAAGUCCUUCGUUAUUCAUCUCAGGCUCAGGGGUAACAGCAAGUCCUCCCGAGCAUUCCUGGGGGAUCUGCAGGCCAACGUUCGGGAUAUCCUCCACGAGAACUGCAGAGGCCAUCUUAUCUCAUCUGGAUAAAUAAUUGAUCCAGAAGCAGCCAGGCUCUGAGCCCGCGGCAGCUGAGUGGUCUGUCUGCACUGGACGCUUUUAAAGGAGUUGUUGUUCCCUUCCCCAUCAUUCCAGCAGUCUUUUUUCGGAAGGGUCCCCAUUAAGUUGCAGGAGCAUGUAGCGUAAAGCACUCUCUUCCUUCCUUCUGGGUUUUAACAAGACGUGUCCUGGUGUAUAUCUCUGCAGACUACUACAUCAGAGCUCACACCAGAGCCAUACAUACACUCCCACUUCAGUCCUCUAAAAGGUGUUCUCUAUAAUGCAUAGCACCCUUCUGUGCAAAAGUCCAAAAUGUUCUCUUUUAUUUUACAGUAUUUUGUUCUGUAUGUAUUGUAAUGCUUUUUAAGAGAACGAGAGAACGUGUAAGUGCUUUUAUUUGUCCUGAGUCUCAAACGCAACUGAACUAAUGAUGUUGAAACAAGAGUGAAAGAGAAAGAGAGAGAGAGAGAGAGACCCACUGGUUCAUUAUUAAAGCCUUUCCUCAUUAAAGCCUUUUCUGAAAGAAAGGACCAUGGGUGGUAGGUUGAUGACAUUCAGAAAAUAAUACAGUGUUAAAGAUGCUUGCAGGUUUUGUGAUGGUGACUUUUGCACUGUAGAGGACAGCUUGGCAACUUAGUCUCAUGUAAAUUAACCAACACUGCAUCAUUUUAUCGUUUCUCAAUUCAAUCAAGUCAAGAAAUUAAAAAAAUGUCGACCUUCUCAUUCAAACUCAA
Messenger RNA from Astyanax mexicanus (Mexican tetra), 2536 nucleotides. It is a transcript of the gene lrrc3ca, whose product is annotated as leucine rich repeat containing 3Ca. The record is from RefSeq and is a predicted model, not a curated record. The transcript is spliced from 3 exons. Gene Ontology annotation, molecular function: protein binding. Gene Ontology annotation, cellular component: plasma membrane. The coding region runs from base 571 to 1371 and encodes 266 amino acids. Lineage: Eukaryota; Metazoa; Chordata; Actinopteri; Characiformes; Acestrorhamphidae.